AAAAAAAAAUCUUUUCAUUUUUAAUAGUUGCAAAAUAUUAUUUUAUUUUUUUCUACACAUGCACUGAUCCACAAAUGGGAAACUGCUGCUUCCAUGGACGAUCUAGCAAGGACGCUGUAAAAAACUAUGACGAGAUGAGAAUAUCCAGACUUUUUGCAUUACUGUUUGUGAUAACGGGUUACACCAAACCGGCGAAGGGGGUCCCUCUGCGCCCUGUCUGUGACCCCCGAGUGAUGGACAGGUUUGUCAAGGAGGCGAGAGACGCCGAGAGCGCAGUGGUAGGUCCAUCCUGUUUUAAAGAGAAGUUGAGUGUACUGUACAGUGAGAGAAAAGAAGCGUGUGUUUUACCGGAAGAUCUCCAGCUUCCCGUUACGAAUAUAAACUUCAUGGACUGGGAUGCGGAAGACAGCAGAGUGAAAGAGGAGGAGGUUCAAGCAGGGCUCUCUCUGUUGAGCCAGGCGAUGCUGGCCGCUCACAGCCACGCCACCAGCAGAGCCACGCGGCAGCAUUUAGAGACGGCCCACAGCAACCUGCGAAGUAUAGCCCAGAUCCUGAAGAGCCUGAACAUGCAGGAGGUCAGCUCUUCAGAAUCUCGGCCCAGGAAAACCUUCGCCGUCCGAAGCAUCGAAGAGCUCUUGCGCGUUCACACAAACUUCUUACGAGGGAAGGUCAAACUGCUGCUGAGCGCCGCAGAGGCGUGCCGGUCAGAGAGAAGCUGAUGGAGGGAUCUGACCGCAGUGGACAGUGCAGACAUGGGGCAAGCACAGUUUCAGCUCGGAGAUGAAGGAACGGGCAGCCUGCCAGUGACGUUUGGGGCUGGGGGGGGGUGAGUUCCGGCACCUCUAUUUGGAGAAGGCGUUGGAAGAGAAGAGUCAGCAUUGAUGUGGCCCAGGCAAGCACGUAGCCCUGUCAACGACUCGGCUGUGGAAACACAGUGUGAACUUUCUGCAGAUAACAACGCAGCCAGUUUAAAUAUUGACUGAUGUUGCCUAAUAUCCUAAAAAGUUCAUGAGAAACUGAUUUCAUAUCUCUCUCUCUCUAUAUAUAUAUAUAUAUAUAUGUAUAUUUUAGCUCAAAGAGCCAUAUAUAUGUUGUCCUCAAUUGCAGACGAGCUAUCUUUACCCAGGUUAAAUUAUGAUGUACAGUCUUUUUGUGUAUCGCAGAGUGUAUUUAAAUACAAAUAUUAUUCU
Polyodon spathula (Mississippi paddlefish) is the source of this 1190-nucleotide messenger RNA. Its product is annotated as erythropoietin-like. Bases 75 to 719 code for a protein of 214 amino acids. Lineage: Eukaryota; Metazoa; Chordata; Actinopteri; Acipenseriformes; Polyodontidae. Gene Ontology annotation, molecular function: erythropoietin receptor binding; cytokine activity; hormone activity. Gene Ontology annotation, cellular component: extracellular region. The transcript is spliced from 5 exons. The record is from RefSeq and is a predicted model, not a curated record.